Pteropus alecto (black flying fox) is the source of this 5315-nucleotide messenger RNA. It is a transcript of the gene FBLN7, whose product is annotated as fibulin 7. Bases 226 to 1554 code for a protein of 442 amino acids. The transcript is spliced from 8 exons. NCBI's taxonomy places the organism in Eukaryota, Metazoa, Chordata, Mammalia, Chiroptera, Pteropodidae. The record is from RefSeq and is a predicted model, not a curated record. Gene Ontology annotation, molecular function: calcium ion binding.
CGCCUUUCACCCCCUAGCGGACCCUGGACACUGGUGGCCGCUGGUGCCCAGACCACGCGCGCGGAUCGAACAGCGCUCCCCUCUCCUCCCCUCGUCUCUGGGCAGCCGGCUGCACUCCCGCCUCCCUGACCCUGCGGGCUGGACACAGCGGGCAUCGGCUGGACUCUGUUGGCUUGAGGCGGACAGCGUUGCUCCCUCCCAGGCAGAGAGGUCCGGACCAGAGAGAUGCAUCCCCGCUCCCCCCGCGCGCUCUUGCUGCUGCUGCUGCUGGUCGCUGGCCCCGCGCAGCUCAGUGCCCAGCUCAGUGCCCAGAACUGUGUCAGCAGGCAGCAGGUCCUCGCGGCCACCCGCCAGUUGCAGCAGCUGCUGAAGGCCCAAGAGACGCGCUUCGCUGAGGGCCUGCGUGACCUGAGGGGCCGGCUGGCUGCGCUGCAGAGCUCCGCCAGCAGAGUGGGCCCAGACGCUCCCCCAGUGCCCUGCCCUGCGCUGAACGCCCCUCUGGGUGGCAGAAAGUUCGGAAACAAGUACUCAGCGGGUCACGAAGUCCACUUUGCCUGUGACCCCGGGUUCCGGCUGGUCGGGCCCAGCAGCGUGCUGUGCCUCCCCAAUGGCACCUGGACGGGAGAGGGGCCGCACUGCAGAGAUAUCAGCGAGUGUUCCAGCCAGCCCUGUCAGAAUGGUGGGACAUGCGUAGAAGGAGUCAACCAGUACAAAUGCGUUUGUCCCCCAGGAAGGACGGGGAGCCGCUGUCAGCACCAUGCCCAGACUGGAGCCCCUGAGCGUGUGGCUGGUGACCCCGCCUUCAGCCGUGCGCCCCGCUGCGCACAGGUGGAGAGGACCCGGCAGUGCAGCUGUGAGGCUGGUUUCCAGCUGAGCAGCACAGCAGGAGACAGCAUCUGUCAGGAUGUGAAUGAGUGUGAGCUCUACGGGCAAGAGGGGCGGCCCCGGCUCUGCAUGCACGCCUGUGUGAACACACCCGGUUCCUACCGCUGCACCUGCCCCAGCGGGUACCGGACCCUGCCCGAUGGGAAGAGCUGCGAGGAUGUCGACGAGUGUGUGAAUCCACAACACCUAUGUCCCCGGGGAACCCUGUGUGUCAACACCGGCGGAAGCUUCCAGUGCGUCAGCCCCGAGUGCCCCAAGGGCAGUGGCAACGUGAGCUAUGUGAAGACAUCGCCCUUCCAGUGUGAGCGCAGCCCCUGCCCCAUGGACAGUGGGCCCUGCCGCCACCUGCCCAAGACCAUCUCCUUCCACUUCCUGUCCCUGCCCUCCAACCUGACGACACCCAUCACACUGUUCCGCAUGGCCACGGCCUCAGCACCCGGCCGUCCCGGACCCAACAGCUUGCGGUUUGGCAUCGUGGGUGGAAACAGCCGUGGCCACUUCGUGAUGCAGCGUGCAGACCGCCAGACAGGGGAGCUGAUCCUCGUCCAGACCCUGGAGGGGCCUCAGACACUGGAGGUGGAUGUAGAUAUGUCCGAAUACCUGGACCGCUCCUUCCAGGCUAACCAUGUGUCUCAGGUCACCAUCUUUGUGUCCCCAUAUGACUUCUGAGGGGCUUCAGAUGUGCAAGUCUGUGCCUGUCUGCUCCCCAAGAGCUCUGCUGUGGGCACUGGCUGCAACAGACACGUCCUCUCCCUGCCUACCUGCCCAUUCACCCAGGUGUCUGGGGCAGCGCUGCACCUUGGCCCACGGAGUCACACAGAAGGGCAGCCUCCAAACCCAAAUUGCUGCCAUCACUUGUUUCCUGCUUUAAGGCCCUUCCCUUAGACCAGCAGUCCCCAACCUUUCUGGCACCAGGGACCGGUGCUCCUAUGAGAAUCUAACACCUGAUGAUCUGAGGUGGAGCUGAAGCAGUGAUGCUAGCGCUGGGGAGUGGCUGCAAAUACAGAUGAAGCUUUGCUCGCUUGCCCACAGCUUCCUAACAGGACCAGUCUGUGGCUUGGGGGUUGGGUGUACUCUUGCCUUAGAUUAUUCAUUGGCUCUGAAAUUUCUUUCAUGGGGAACAGGCAGCUGCAGGAAGUGACCUGUGACGGCUCUGUGGGUCUGAAGUAGCUGCAGGGGGAGCUUAUAGUGUGAGUCUGAGGUGACUGCCCAUCCUCCCGUGUUGCUGUGGUCGUGAUACGAGUGUUAGAUCGUGCCGUGUGUGUGUGACAUGGGGUGGGUCCUCAGCCACAGCCCCGUGUGCCAUUCAUGUCCAUGUACCGUCUGUGACAUGCCAGGGCCUGGGACCCCUAUGCAGACCACAAGACCAACAUUAAAGAAUAGAUUCUGCCCUAAUUAAUUUCUGCUGAGAAAUCACAGCUCACAAUGCAACCUGGUAUUCUAAUUGAAAAAAUAAAUUUCCUGCUGCUCCCUGGCCUCCUGGCCCGUCCCUGAGCCUGAGCUGGCCCGUUCCUUCCAAUAGGGGACACCUGGCCGAGGCUGAGUUGCCACUGAUUCCAGGCUUACUUCUGAUGGGGAGCCUGGGAGUCACCUUAAAGGGACCAACCAGGCUGGGCAUGUGUCCCUGAGCUGGGGUGGGGGAGCCUGCUCAGGUUAAAACUUAGAAGGCGGCUAAGUUGUGAGGCAGUUUCAGCAUCCAAAUGAGAGCCAGUCUGGGGGAGACGCCACCACAGACUACUGUGCACACUCGUUGUAUUUGCUGGGGUGGGCAAUGGGGCCGCAAUCAGUGUGCUGCCAGCGGGGCAGUCCACCCACAGCAGGGUGUUCUUGGACAAUGGCCUCGUCUUAUUUGUCAGACAGAGCAUGAGGUGCAGUCAGGAGUGGCUUUUGGCGUUUUUCUCCUUCACACAUGGGCUUGGCUGCCAUCUCUGCAACAAGAGAGCCAGGGUCUGCAAAUGCGCUUUCCUGGGUUCUUACAAGACUCUAUUAAAACUGUGCUUCCAGGUGGUGCUGUGAUAGGUCAGGGUCUGUAGCCAUGCAGGCCUCUGUGCAGAGCACCAGCGGAGAGCCAAAGGGCCUGGCCAUGUUCCGGAAAGUAGGGUGUCACAGUGGCAUCCUCCUCCUUCCUGCUGGGGGCAGGGACGGCUCCCAGGGACAUGCCUCUCACCCCCAGCAAGAGGAAAGGCAGUCUCCAGAACAGGUGCCCAAGCCAGCCUGGUGUAUGACAAUGGCCUGGAUGCCCCACAGGCCCAGGCUAAAGCAGUGGUUCACAUUCUGUGCCAUCGCAGCACCUCAUUCGAAGGCCGGCUACUUGGGCCUUUCCUAGGGACUAUGCCCAGGCCCUCCUCUGUGGGCAACGUCCUGCUCUCUGCCCUGUUACCUCACUUUCCUGUGGAAGCCAACUCUCCUUUGUCCUUUCGCAGCCCCUAUCUGUGCCAGAUCAGAGAAGCAAAUGGUGCAGGUGUUCACCUGCACACUUUCCAGGAGAUGUGGGCUCACUGGACUUGGCAGUGAGUCUUUAAAGUGUUUUUUCAUGCACAGUCGCAGACAGACAUGGAGGCAGACAUGCAUGACAGGCCCACGCCCCGCGUGCUGGCCUCAGUGACUGACACCCCCUCCCACCCCGGGGAUCCACGGGGACUUUGCAGCAGAUUCUGGUCGUCACAUCGCUCCAUCUGUAAAUAUCUCGGCUUAUUUCUCUGAACCCUAAGGGCUUUUUAAAAGGACAUCAUUACCAGCCGCACCUAAAAAAGCAGCAGCGAUUCCAUAAUGCCUUCGCAGUCAGCCAUUGUUCCUGCGUCUGAAGGGCUUGGGUCUUCCAUCUGUUGGGCUGAACUAGGCCCAUGCUCUGCAUGCGAUUUGCCGACAUGCCUGUGAGCUGUGGCUGCAACACUCACUUUAUCCCGUGCUGGGAGAGUGGGGAGGCCUGUCAGAAGACAGGGCUGGGUCACUUGUGCCACAGGAUUUCUCAGUCUGGGCUUGCCUGGCUGCAUCCCUGGCAUGUCUUUUAACACAUUGCUCUACCCCCCUCUGUGUUACGUGUCAGCAGUCAUAUCUAGAAAGUCAUCAGGGCCUGUGAGGCUUUUUCACAAGACCACUUUCUUGGUAGUGAUCCUGUUGACCCUUUUUUCCUACAUCAGCAGCCACCGAUGGCUACUGAAAGGUCCCCGACUCCUGCAGGCGCUGCAGGCAACAUUCUAGUGCUGUUAUUUCUUCUGCAUUUAUAAGCUGGCCUGCUCCAUAGAGGAAGCUCCUUCCCUCAGUUACCUGGCCACCUGAGAGUCAGUGUGUAUCGGAAAGACGGGCAAAACUUUGACUCCGUCAGUUUCCAGUGAGGUGCUUUGUUCCCCAAGCACGCGGACAGCGGUGGUUUAAGCACACCUGGUGCACCUUCCCACCCACCAUGACCCAUUUCCCCUCUGGCUCUUGGGGCUGCGUGAUGGCAGGCACUGACUCCCUUUGACAUGACCCUUGGGUCUUUGACAGCUUAGCAGUGGAAGCACAGAUUCAGCGGAUGUUUCAGCCUCAUCUUGGAUGGUUUAUGCUCCUGUCCUGAACCCAUCCGUUUCCCCAGGAGCCCUGGUCCCUGUCAGUGGGGAAUGGGAAUUGUAAAUCAGAACCUCAGCAUGGGGCGCUAUUGGAAGUGAUUUGCUCGCUCUUUCUUGAUUUUAGUGGGCAGAGAUAGGAAAUACAAACUAUCAGAGAAAAGGCACCACGUGAGUUUUAUUGGUACAUCCAGGUCCGCUCAGGGCUAUAGGGUUUAAGAUGACCUCACUGGUCCUACACCUGUUUUCUCACAUUCUGAAAACCUCAAAAUCACCAGAAUAAUCCCACGUUGCCAUAAACCCUCGGAAGAACAAUGCCAGAAUUACCACACAAUCAUCACAGUUAAAGUUCUUCUUUUCCCAUUUGUUUUGUCCUUAGUAAAUCCUAAGGAAAACAAUUUAGUUUCAAAAUAACCUGGAAUGGGUCCUCGCUCUGUGGUUAUUCCCCAAACUGGAAUCAUGGGUAUGCCUAUUCACUUGGUUUUGCUUAAAUUUUGAGAGACUGCUUUUUUCAAUUUUUUUAUAAUUACGUAAACUAUUUACACGGUUCCAAAGUCAGACCCACACAAUGAUUUGUAUGCAGAGAAGUCUGUAUUCCAUAGCCCCUCUACCCUAUUGCUGCCUUCUGCCGUAGAUGAUCAAUUUAUGUUACCCUUCCAUUUAAAAAAAUAUGUUAAGCGAAUGAUAAAUGGCAUACUGUUUCACAUUUUCCUUGAUCUUGCUUUUUUUUUUCCCUCAACAAUAUACUGGACAUCGCUCCAUAGAACGAUCAGAUGUUCUAUAAAAUGCUGUUAUAAGGACAUACAAUUUUUUAUCCGACCAGUCACCCUUGACUGACAUUUGGGUUGUUUCUAAGCUUUUGCUAUUAAAAACAUCGCAGCAAUA